AUGUUGUUCAAAUUUAUUAUUCUGUUCGUUACGGUCAAUUUACUUGUCGAAUUAGGCAAUGCCAGAAAAAUAUCUCACCCUACUACCGAUGGAAAACCAACAAAACUGCAUAAAAGUGUAAAUUUUGAUGAAGAUGAAACACGUCGUCCAAUUGAUUGUGCUGCAAUUUAUCGCAAGCAAGAACGCGAUGGUUCAGAUAUUACCAGUGGUGUUUACACAAUAUAUCCAGAAAAUAGUAAAUCAUUUAAAGUAUUCUGUGAUAUGGAAACUGAUGGCGGUGGUUGGACUUUCAUACAACGUCGAGGUGAAUUUAAACCUCAAGAAGACUUUUAUCGCAAAUUGAAGGAUUAUAAAGAAGGUUCCGGAGAUGGUCGAGGUGAAUUUUGGUUAGGAAAUGAUAGAAUUUAUACCUUAACAAAUCAAGAUAAAUAUGAUUUACGAUUCGAUUUUGAAGAUUACGGAGGAGCAAAACGAUUUGCUGUUUAUUCUGGUUUUCGUAUUGGUGAUGAAUCAACUGAUUACCGAAUGACAUUUGAUGCAUUUAUCAAGGGUGAUGCCGGUGACUCAUUAGCUGGACACAAUAAAACACUGGCUGGACAUAAUGGCAUGAAAUUUACAACUAAUGAUCGAGAUAAUGAUCACAGUACACGAUAUGGUAACUGUGCUCAAACAUAUAAAGGUGCUUGGUGGUAUUACGAUUGUCAUACGGUAAAUCCAAAUGGUCAACGAAAGAAUAAUAACUUAGGCGAAGGAAUUAAUUGGCAAACAUGGCAUGGUUGGACCUACUCAUUAAAGAAAAUUGAAAUGAAAAUUCGUCCAUCUAACUUCAACUUAUAA
Adineta steineri is the source of this 837-nucleotide messenger RNA. The record is from the annotation of a GenBank genome assembly. Lineage: Eukaryota; Metazoa; Rotifera; Eurotatoria; Adinetida; Adinetidae.